Gymnodraco acuticeps is the source of this 3982-nucleotide messenger RNA. Its product is annotated as alpha-2B adrenergic receptor-like. The record is from RefSeq and is a predicted model, not a curated record. Gene Ontology annotation, biological process: platelet activation; regulation of vasoconstriction; adenylate cyclase-activating adrenergic receptor signaling pathway. The transcript is spliced from 3 exons. Gene Ontology annotation, molecular function: alpha2-adrenergic receptor activity. Gene Ontology annotation, cellular component: membrane. Lineage: Eukaryota; Metazoa; Chordata; Actinopteri; Perciformes; Bathydraconidae. The coding region runs from base 352 to 1857 and encodes 501 amino acids.
CAGCGGCUGCAAUCACAGCAGCAACCCGGGGACACAGAAGCUAAACACGCGGAUGCAUUAUGCUUUAAAUCCGGGGUUUCCACUGUCUCUGGAAACUUUCUCUUUUCACACAUCCUCUGACCGGAUCUCUGCCAUCUCUAACCCGGAGAGUGGACAUCAUCACCGGGUGGGUUUCUGCAGAUUUCCACCAGAUAAUACACCUUACAACUCGGACUGAGCAUCUGAAGAGAAGAUCGUGAUUAUCCCAAUCUCAUGGCUUCCCCUUGACGGACGGUUCCUCCUCUGACUGGGAAUCCCCUGUUUUCUCCAUGGUUUUCCAAACAAACUGGAUAUAAUACCCCCGUCAGCAGCAUGGCAUUGUCUCCAGACGCCCCCUGCCUCUCGGAGCUUUCCGGAUUCCCCAACAGGAACUUUAGCCUCAUCUCCGGUACCCAUCCGUGUAACCGGAGUACAGGCAGAGCUUCUACUUCUUCUUCUUCUUCGCCCUACAGCCCGCAGGCGACCGCUGCCUUCGCCAUCGCCAUCACCUCCAUGAUGCUCCUCACCAUCGUGGGGAACAUCCUCGUCAUCAUCGCCGUCCUGACGUCUCGUUCGCUCAAAGGUCCUCAGAACCUCUUCCUGGUGUCGCUGGCGGCGGCAGAUAUUCUGGUCGCGACGCUCAUCAUCCCGUUCUCGUUAGCCAACGAGCUGCAGGGCUACUGGGCGUUCAGCUCUGUGUGGUGUGAAAUCUACCUGGCGCUGGACGUCCUCUUCUGCACGUCCUCCAUUGUUCACCUGUGCGCGAUAGCACUGGACCGCUACCUGUCGAUAUCUCGCCCCGUGACGUACGGCGCCAAAAGAACUCCGACGCGAAUCAAAGCGGCCAUUAUUAUAGUCUGGCUGAUCUCCGCGGUCAUCUCUUUCCCGCCUCUUCUCUCUCUGGACAAGAGCAAAGGAGGUGAAGAAGUCUGCGAGCUGAACAACGAGCGAUGGUAUAUUCUCUACUCCACCAUCGGGUCAUUCUUCGCUCCCUGUGUGAUUAUGAUCCUGGUUUACGUGCGGAUUUAUCAGAUCGCAAAGCAGCAUACUCGAAGUUCGGCAGGACAGAAGCAAAAGGCGACAACGGGAGAAAACGCCAAUGAGAGUCCGGCGAAGAUAUCCGAGCAGAACGGGGAUCAAGGAGGCAGCCAACGGGAAAAAGUCCAAGCUAAAAUCUCUGGCUCUGAUUCAAACCAGUCGUCUUUUCGAAACCCUCCAGAGAAUAUGCCAAUCCAAGGCACUGCAAUCCCCCAAAUCCCCCAAAUCCCCCAAAUCCCCCAAAUCCCCCAAAUCCCUUCAGCUGUUCCCCAGAAAGAGUCCCAGAAACAUCGAGAGGAAGAAGAAGCAGCGUUCGAGAACUCGUCCAACUCUGGUUCUGAAAUGGCCGAUGAAGGCAAAGACGAAACGGACAAAUCGGAAACUUUAGGGUCGUCCCGAAAGAAAGGGUUCAAAGUCAAGAUGCUAAACCUGUCCUGUAGGUACAAAGAAACAAUGGCCUCUUCUUCUUCUGGCACCAAAGUUGUACCCGACGAAAAAAUCCAAGGGACGCCGACUUCUCGCCGCAAAGCCAUGGCGAACCGGGAAAAACGCUUCACUUUCGUGUUGGCGGUGGUGAUGGGAGGCUUCGUUAUCUGCUGGUUCCCCUUCUUCUUCUCUUACUCUUUGAAGGCGGUGUGCCCGGAGACCUGCAGCAUCCCAUACCCUUUGUUUAAUUUCUUCUUCUGGAUCGGAUACUGCAACUCCUGCCUCAACCCGGUCAUUUACACCAUCUUCAACCACGACUUCAGGAAGGCCUUCAAGAGGAUACUGUGCAGGGACACCAAGGGCACGUUCUUCUAGACUGGAAAUUAGGAUUUAUUGACUAUAAACAGUAUUGAUAUAAACACUUGCACACCAUUUACAUGCACUGAAACCUAUAGAACACACUACAGGAGAACAGACACUCUUUAAGCGAAAGUGGUGAAGGUACGGAUCAUCUCAAGUUAGUUUUUUCAAACUGUUUUCAUUUUGUCCUUUGGAAUAUUUUUACAUAUAUUUUUCCGUCAAUUUCUGAGAUAUUUUCCUUCUUUGGGAAAAUGUCUUCUGUGUUUUCCAGAUUUCAUUACAAUAUGUUUUGAAUGUUUUGUUUCGGGCCUCUUUAAGCGAAAGUGGUGAAGGUACUCAUCAUCUCAAGUUUUCAUUUAUGCCUUCGGAACUAUUUAACAUCAUUUUCCCAAAUCUUUUUCAAAUCUUUUUGUCGAUUUCUCCCAUACUUUUUUGGGACCUUUUCUCGUGUGUUUUUCAGACUUCAUUCCCAAAUGUCACCAUAUUCAACCACAACUUCAGGAAGGCCUUCAAUACCAUUUACAUGCACUAAAACCUAUAGAACAGACUACAGGAGAAUAUAAACUCUUUGGUAAAGUUACGUAAAGUUACGGAUCAUCUCAAGUUUGUUUUUUCCGACGGUUUACCGGAACUUUUUAACAUUUCUUCCACAUAUUUUUUGUCAAUUUCUCAGAUAUUUAUGGUAAAUGUUCUCCUGUGUUUUUCAAACUUCAUUCCAAUAUUUUUCACAAAUUAAAAGUAUUUAUAGGUUGCACUGAUUGUACCUCAUGUACACUCUGUUCAAUCAGGAUCCUCAUACUGAAUAUCUCAUAGUACCUACUCUUUCCAUGUAUUCUUUGGAACCUUUUAACAUAUUUUUUGUCAACUUCUCAGAUAUUUUCCACAUAUUUUCGGGACGUUUUCUUUUUUCAACCCGGUCGUUUAAACCAACUUCAACCACGACUCCAGGAAAGCCUUCAAGAGUAAACUGUGCCGGGAAUUAGGUUUCGUACCGAAGGAUUUAUUUACUUCUGCAGUCGUUGGGAUUGACCUUGUUCAUAAUAGACAUAAACACUUAUACAUUAAGGAGGAGAUUGUCUCUCCUUCUCGUCUGAAGGAACAAAGAGGGGAAGUUUCUGAAAGCCACAGUCAAGUGGCCGAAUCAAUUAUCUUUAAUGUUAUUUAAGAAUACGCUGUAAUCAAAUAUUCAAUGACUCUGAAGAACGAUGAUUUGAUUAUGUUUUCAUACGGAAGUCAAAAGGAUACAGGGCCUGUGUUCAGUAAUUUAAAAUGUGUGUUUGUUUGUGUGUGUGUGUGUGUGUGUUUGUGUGUGUGUGUGUGUGUGUGUGUGUGUGUUGUGUGUGUGUGUGCAUGGGGAUAAAGAGGACGGUCGCCUAAGGGUCUCACUGGCAGAGAACAAAUAUCACUAAGUGUCCUUUAUCUCAGAUAAAACGGGCACUCAAGGAACAGCAGAGCAGGGACAAAGUGAGCAUCCUCCUCUCGGUGCUGUUUCUUUCUCGCUCCCUUCCUCCAUGUAAAGCUGAAACGUGGGAAGUGUGCAUUAAGACGGAUAGAUGUUUUACGCCCACGUCUCCGCGAUGCUACACCUCUCUCUGGGAGUUUAUCAUUAAGGGGAAACGGCCCGAGGCUUUGUGGGGAGGAGAGCAGGAGAAUCUGCAGAGGCUGCAGGAAAGAUGGAUGCGUUACAUGUGGAGCCGUUUCCUUCCAUCCUCAUUAUGUGUUUAUAUUCAGUCCUAUAAAGUAAGCAUGGUGCAGGGAGGCGGUGCAAAGUACUUUGACUUGAGUACUACUUUUGGUACUUGAUCUAUAUAUAUUAUUUAUUCUACUAUUUCAAUAGACAAAUCCGAUUAAUCCAACAUUAGUAGAAGCAGGAGGGCAGAAAGCAAAGUGUAUACAUCCAGUUGCAGGAUCAAUUAAUAAAGAUAAAUAUGUAAUUAAAUACAGAUAAACACAAUGCUCUAUACACACACAUAUGUACACAUAAUGUGUGUGCACCCAUUUCCAGGGUGAAAAGAAAAGAAAAAAGUCCAUGUUCAGAUGUAAGGACAGUUUCAUUUCUCAUCUUAUUUUUGUAUAAACUAUGAAAAUUAAAAUAAUAAUCGUUGUUAUUAUUAUUUGCAAACAAAGCAGGGAAAAUGUA